AUGAGUUCCGGCGGCGACGCAAAGCUCUUCGCUAGGGGCAAGGUCGCCGAGUUGCGACAGGAGCUUAACUCCGGCGGCAAGAAAGACAAGAACUACUCCGCCAAAAAGAUCGCCCUGAAGAAAAUCGUCGCCAACAUGACUAUGAGCAACAAUGACAUGGUUGCGCUCUUCCCCGAUGUCAUCGACUGCAUGAACCUGCCCAGCUUGGAGAUCAAGAAGAUGUGCUUCUUGUUCUUGGUCAAUUAUUCCCGAAUGAAGCCUGAGGUUGCGCUGAAAGCGCUGCCGAUUUUGGUCGAUGAUAUGGAAGACACCAACCCACUUGUGCGCGCGCUUGCUUUGCGAACCAUUUCAUACGUUCAUGUGCGCGAGUUCGUCGAGGCGACCUUCCAACCCCUCAAACGGCUCAUGCAAGACAACGACCCAUAUGUCCGAAAGACCGCCGCUUUUUGCGUUGCAAAACUAUAUGAGCAUGACAAGAAGACGGUAGAGAACUCGGAUUUGAUCGAUCGCCUCAACCGAAUGUUGAAGGAUGAGAACCCGACCGUUGUCUCCAGUGUUUUGGCUUCACUGGUGGACAUCUGGGGCCGUAGUGAAUCGAUUUCCUUAACCAUUGACUAUGUCAGUGCCUCAAAGCUGGUCUCAAUUCUACCCGACUGCUCUGAAUGGGGCCAAUCUUACAUUCUCGAAGCCUUGAUGUCUUAUGUGCCGCAGGACACAGCCGAGGCGCUUCUGCUGGCGGAGCGAAUUGCCCCGCGACUAUCUCACUCGAACGCGGCCGUUGUCCUCACAUCUUGUCGGGUCAUUCUCUAUCUCAUGAACUAUAUUGCCGACAAAAAGCAUAUCACCUCGCUAUGCCGCAAGCUUUCACCACCUCUCGUUACAUUGCUCUCCAAACCACCCGAGAUACAAUAUUUGGCAUUGCGAAAUGCUAUCUUGAUUUUACAGAAACGGCCGGAAGUCUUGCGUAAUGAUAUCCGCGUAUUUUUCUGCAACUAUAACGACCCGAUCUAUGUCAAAGUGACAAAGUUGGAGUUGAUGUUCAUGUUGACCACGAAGGAUAAUAUCUCUGUGGUAUUGGCAGAACUUCGAGAGUAUGCAACUGAAAUUGAUGUUCAUUUUGUACGCAAAGCGGUUCGUGCCAUUGGAAAGUUGGCCAUCAAGAUUGAAUCCGCCGCAAAGCAAUGCAUUGAAACACUUUUGGAGCUAGUCGAUGCCAAGAUUCCCUACAUUAUCCAGGAAGCGACAGUGGUUAUUCGCAACAUCUUCCGCAAGUACCCCAACAAGUACGAGAGUAUUAUCAGCCACGUGAUCCGCAAUAUCGAUGACCUCGAUGAGCCCGAAGCCAAGGCAGCUAUUAUUUGGAUCAUUGGUCAGUACGCAGACCGUAUCGAUAAUUCAGAUGGUCUCUUGCAGGACUAUCUGGCAACUUUUCAUGAUGAAACGGUCGAAGUGCAGCUGGCCCUGCUCACGGCUACUGUGAAGCUCUUUAUUCAACGGCCCACCAAGGGUCAAGAACUUGUCCCACAGGUUCUGAAAUGGUGCACUGAAGAGACCGAUGAUCCCGAUCUCAGAGACCGUGGCUACAUGUACUGGCGUUUGUUGUCAACCGACCCGGCGACAGCCAAGCAGGUCGUGAUGGGCCAAAAGCCACCCAUCACUGCCGAGAGCGAGAAGCUGGACCCCCGAACCCUCGAGGAACUCUGCCUUAAUGUCGGCACACUAGCUACUGUCUACCUGAAGCCUAUCCAUCAGGUUUUCCGUGCCGCACGUCCUCGUCGUCUUCAGCAGAGUCCAGCCUUGCAAAGGCCACGAGUUGAAGAUGGCACUUCCAGUAUGCUGGAAUAUAACCCUCCCAGCGCCAACGCUGCCGCAUCAUCAACAAGUAAUAGCGGCCUAGCAACCAUCAUCACAACAGGCAACCCUAUCAGUCCAAUCAAUGCUCCUCCCCCGCCCAAUUUCCCUGUUGGCCCCAACCCUGCCCAAGGUUCCGCCGCCGCCUCGAACACGUCCAGCGAUGCAAUCAGUGCAGCAGAUUCAUACUUCAAUGGGAUAGGAUCGCAACAAAUGGCCUCGAUGGAUCUGGGAGGCCGUAGCGAUGGUGCGGGCGGUGGUGGUGCACCGCAGACGCAGUUUGUUGUGACACAAAACCAACAACAAGGGUACCAGCCGCAAUAUGCUGGUGGUGCUGCUACAGGCGAGCUACUGCUUCUAUAA
Messenger RNA from Penicillium waksmanii, 2214 nucleotides. RefSeq names its product putative AP-2 adaptor complex subunit beta. Gene Ontology annotation, molecular function: clathrin binding. Gene Ontology annotation, biological process: vesicle-mediated transport; intracellular protein transport. Bases 1 to 2214 code for a protein of 737 amino acids. The transcript is spliced from 6 exons. Gene Ontology annotation, cellular component: membrane coat. Lineage: Eukaryota; Fungi; Ascomycota; Eurotiomycetes; Eurotiales; Aspergillaceae. The record is from RefSeq and is a predicted model, not a curated record.